This is a messenger RNA of Funneliformis geosporum, 1569 nucleotides long. The record is from the annotation of a GenBank genome assembly. Lineage: Eukaryota; Fungi; Glomeromycota; Glomeromycetes; Glomerales; Glomeraceae.
AUGCGAUCGUUUUACAGGCUUUUGGCAUUUAUGGUGCUGACUACCUGUCUAGCAUAUAGAACGUUAGCAACUAACGUUACCUUUGUUCCUCAACAUUGGAGGAACACUAAUAUGCUUCGAACGAUAGACCUUACAAGUUCUAUUGUUCGAGAAACCACUUCGGUUGCUGCUCAAAACAUUCAUAAUGAGUCGAUAGGUGAAUAUUAUUAUCCAAUACCAGAACAAUGGGAUAAUCACUUGUCUUAUAUUGAGGUGAAUGAAAGAAAGACGAAACAGACUUUUGAAGUUGAAAAAGUGAAACUUAAUCCUCUCAAGUGGGUACCUUAUUCUAAUCAAUUUUCACGACCGAUUGAUGAUAUGUUUGUUAUGCAAAUGAAUGAAAAAAAUGAAAUAAUAUGCGGAAAAUCAAAGAAAUUUAAGUGGCCUUUAUUACUUUCAAAUGAUACUAUUUCAACGUGCAGCCGGAUCCGAUAUUAUAAGAUAUUUUUCAACCGUCGACUCGAUCCACAAGAACAGAUUAAAUUCACCAUAACAACAGUUUUUACCCACAUGUUAACUCCCUACCCCAAAGAAAUUACUCAAACGGGAAGGCAACAAAUAUUAUUUCAUGGUAACCAAUAUGGUAACAGUGCUUAUCAAACCGAUCAGCAAAAAACCAAUGUCAAACUCCCUUCAGUUGAAAUAAUUAGUUACAGUCAGCCGACGGGCAACGUGAUUCGUAAUCAAAAAAAUCUCGAUUAUGGAAGGUUUAACGGGACUAAGCCGAACUCUUACGAAGAACUCAGGAUUCAUUAUGGAUUCCAACAAAAUAUGUUAACCGUUACGGGCUUAAGGCGUGAUUUGGAAAUCAGUCAUUGGGGUGGAAAUCUCGCGGUCGAAGAACAUUUCAACCUAACUCAUGACGGAGCAAGGUUAAAAGGACAAUUUUCGCGACUCGAUUAUCAUAAAACCAUUUAUAUUCAUCACGAUACUAUCAUGGCACGCGAAUUAUCGUUGAGUUUACCUGUUCACGUAUCCGAUGUGUAUUAUCGAGACGAGAUAGGCAAUGUAUCAACAUCAAAUUUACGAUACGAACGGGAUAAAACGAUUUUUGAUUUUAAGCCAAGAUAUCCUUUAUUCGGUGGAUGGAAUUACACAUGGUAUCACGGAUAUAAUGUGCCACUUGGAGAUUUUGUGAGAUACCAUUAUGAAAGUAAUCGAUAUAUUCUGAACAUCCCUUUUGUAAACGCGUUUCCUCAAGCGAUUCAUGAUAAAGUACAAGUGAGAAUCAUCUUGCCAGAAGGUGCCAGUGAUGUAAAGGUAGAAACACCAUUCGUCAUUGAUAAAGAAACACAUGGAGUUCAUAAAACCUAUUUGGAUACAAUAGGACGAUACCUUAUCGUCCUUGAAAAAUCUAAUGUGGUUAAUGAACAUUCAAAAAACAUUCAGAUUUCUUAUACAUAUAGUUCAUUAGAAUUAUUAAGAAAACCUUUAUCGGUUUCAAUUUUCCUUUUAGGACCAUUUCUUUUAAGUAUGGUCUAUUCAAGAAUGGAAUUCAGUAUCGGAAAAUCCAAGAGAAAAACUAGUUAA